Molecule: messenger RNA, 378 nt
Organism: Prunus armeniaca (apricot)
Lineage: Eukaryota; Viridiplantae; Streptophyta; Magnoliopsida; Rosales; Rosaceae
Source: the annotation of a GenBank genome assembly
AUGGGACCUGGCGGACCUGGCGGUGGAGGUGGAGGGCCAGGAGGAGGUGGCUGGGGAGGCCCUGGGCCUGGAGGACCUGGUGGCUGGGGAGGCCCUGGGCCUGGAGGACCUGGUGGCUGGGGAGGCCCUGGACCUGGAGGACCUGGUGGCUGGGGCCCCGGGCCUGGAGGACCUGGUGGCUGGGGCCCCGGGCCUGGGGGGCCAUGGGGUGGCGGUGGUUUCUGGGGUGGACCUGGCUUUUUUGGGGGGUUUGGUGAUGGAUUAUGCAACCUGGUAUCUUCUUGCUUCUACUGCUUGUGCUGCUGUGGUUUGCUCCAAGAAUGCUUUGGCGGCCCUCGUGGCGGAUAUGGUCCUCCCGGGGGACCUCCUCCUUUCUGA